CAUAUCCCACCUAAUCCAAAAGUGCAGGUUUCAAUAACAGGUACUGGAUCGUCGGUCGAUCAAGCAGUCAGUAUCGAUUGUGUAACGUGAAUGAAUUUAUCUCUUAUCUCAAAUACAAAUGCAGAGUAGCAUUGAGCAUCAGAAACUGCGUGGUGCGAACAGGCUCCAAUCGGUCGAUGAUUGGGGCAUUGGUGGAACAACAAAUCAUCGAAGAAGAGUGGCCUAUUACGAGCCAAAUGAUGAAAUCCUCACAAACCGAGACUCCUGGACGGGAAAAUUUGACUUUCUACUAUCGUUGAUUGGUUACUCGGUAGGACUUGGUAACGUAUGGCGCUUUCCGUACCUUUGCUACAAUAAUGGUGGAGGUGCCUUCCUGAUCCCGUUCACCGUUAUGUUGGUGAUCGCCGGUCUACCGUUGAUGUUCAUGGAACUUUCAUUAGCACAGUAUGCAGGACUGGGACCAGCUGUGCUGUUCGGCCGUUUCUCUCCACUGCUUCAGGGAUUGGGCCUCGGAAUGGUACUCAUCGCCGGUAUUGUAAUGCUGUACUAUAACGUCAUUCUUGCCUGGACUUUAUUGUACAUGUUGACCUCGUUCGAGGAACCUCUCCCGUGGAAGGGUUGUCAUCAUGCUUGGACGACUAAAUUUUGCUAUUCAUACGAGGAAGAAAAUAUAUGCCUUAGUGACAACGGAACGUAUUACUUAAGGGAAUGCUAUGCGAACAGUAGUAUGAUAUCGAAUUUUACGAAGGUGGCAAAAAGACCACCGGCAGAAGAAUUUUUCAAGAAUUAUAUUCUGCAACUCUCGAGUGGCAUCGAACACACGGGACAGAUUAACAUCACUCUGGCAUUAUCUUUGUUGGCAGCAUGGCUCAUCGUUUUCCUGUGCCUAUGCAGGGGCGUAAAAUCAUCUGGAAAAGUAGUUUAUUUCACAGCCCUUUUCCCGUACGUCGUGUUGGUGAUGCUGUUCAUACGAGGCAUUACCCUACCUGGCGCUCAUACCGGCAUCAAAUACUACUUGGAACCAGACUGGGAAAAAUUGAAAAGUGCUCAGAUCUGGGGCGAUGCCGCCGUUCAGAUUUUUUUUGCCCUGAGUCCAGCUUGGGGAGGACUUCUUACGCUUGCUUCAUACAAUAAGUUCACCAACAACUGCUAUCGCGACGCAAUUAUAGUUGCUACAACGAACAUUCUGACGUCGUUCUUUGCUGGAUUUGUGAUAUUCUCAAUACUUGGAUUUCUAGCCCACGAACUGGAUACCGAGGUCGGCAGCGUUAUUGAUCAGGGUGCCGGAUUGGCCUUCGUCGUGUUUCCAGAAAUGGUAACGAAGCUACAGAUGCCGAUGUUCUGGUCAGUGCUGUUCUUCUUUAUGCUUCUAACACUGGGACUGGACUCUCAGUUCGCACUGAUGGAAACGGUAGUGACGGGUAUUCUGGAUACAUUUCCCAAAUGGAGACGCUGGAAGACACGGGUAGUGUUCGGAGUGGCCACCGUCGGAUAUGUCGGUGGAUUGGUGUUUGUUACGAAUAGCGGUAUGUAUUGGUUUCAGUUAGUGGAUAAGUAUGCUGCCAAUUGGUCCGUACUGUUGAUUGCUACCAUCGAAUGUAUUCUGAUUGCCUGGAUUUACGGCUCGAAACGGUUUAUUUCGAACAUCGAAGAAAUGAUUGGUCCUCGGUCAAACGCUUUCAUUCUCUUCUGGACAGUGAUUUGGAAAUUCGUAACACCCGUCGCACUAUUGUUUAUACUAUGCUUCAAUUGGAUUCAAUACAAACCUGUUUCCUAUGGAAAAUACGCAUACCCGGAUUGGGCCGACAUUGUAGGCUGGGCAAUUGGACUCCUUCCGAUGGUGGCUGUGGUGCUAACUAGUGUUUACAAAAUACUAUCGGAUUCCAGUGGGCAAUCAAUUGCAGAGAAAGUGGUUAAUCUUCUCAAACCAACCGACGAGUGGAAGGCGGCUCGGGGGCAUCAAUUCCAGUACGAUGAUCAUGGCAUUGAAAUCUAGUGACAGCAUCGUUAAAGCUGUUCUCGUAGGAUUUAGCGAACAAACAACAGUCUGCAGUGGCAGUAUCUGAACGGGAACAUCUUAUCUCUAAGUUUACCAACCUAUAAUUGUAUUGUUUGCUUUUGCUCACUGCACUUAAGUUUAAAUAUCCGUGUUUUUUUUGUUUGGUCUAUUAAUUACUCAUUCGCCAAUUGCGGGCACACUUCGAAGCUGUUGUUGGUUGGAUACAAAAAUAUCGCAUCCAGAACAGGCGUUUCCAGUAAAUAUUUAUAUGGAAAUUUUCUUGAUGGUGCAAUAUUAAUUGCUAUUUGAUUUAAAUUUCGUUUACCAAUGAAAAGAUACACAUGAUUAUCUUAUACUACUUUUAAUUAGAUACGUAUCUUGCCUUAUCCUAAUUUACAUAAACCAGAGGGAGAAAUGGCAUCGCAUAAAGCAUUUUUAUCAGAAAAAUUUAGUUAUUUAAUCAAGCACUUAUGUCUUUCCUGUUGUUACAAUUUUAAUGAAAUCCAAUUCGCCGAUCUUAAUGAUGUUUUGAUGUUUGUGAUGAUCUUCUCCCAACUAAGUAUGAAAUGCAGUAUCAUUCAAAGAUUCAUAAAGAUCUUAAUUGUUUUCAGAUAUCAGCGCAAAACUACUUAAUAGACGAAUAUUUGUCAAAGCAUAUUCAGCGUAAACGAUAUUCUGUAUUAUAAACACCAUAUAUCUUUUAUUGCAGUAAUAAAACUUAAACUGCAUCUGGAUUUUGUUUUGUUUUUCACGAAUUCGGGAACUUAUCUUAUGAUCAGAAAAGAACCGGAAUUUUCAUUUUAAAAUUCCCGCGAUUGUCCAAUCGGUAAACUUUUAUUCUCUCAACGUUGGCAACACUUUUAUACACAUUCUGUCAAAUUUUGACGCAUAUCGUACGAUUAGUUUUUGUUUGGCGUCUAUACAAAGAAGUUGAAAAAAUUUCGUGUGGCGAUUUUUAUAAUGGAUGAAAAUUUAGAACAACGUGCGUGCAUCAAAUUUUGUGUUGCAAAUGAAUUUUAGUGUUGAAAAUGUUGGAAAAGGCCUUUGGUGAAUCGUGUCUAGGAAAAACACAGGCAUACGAGUGGUAUAAACGCUUCAAAGAUGGUCGUACAAGCUUGGAUCAUGAUAAGAUCCCUGGCCGCCCAACAACAUCUGUUACUGAAGAAAAUAUUGAAUCGGCGAAGCAAAUCGUGUUGCAAAAUCGUUCUGUACUGAUUAGAGAGAUUGCUGUGUUGUUGGGCAUCUCUUAUGGAUCAGCCGAACACAUUUUAACUGAUGUUUUGGGAUUGAAACGCGUCGCUACUCGGCUGGUGCCAAAAAGCUGAAUUUCAUUCAAAAACAGCGUCGUGUUGAUGUGCCCAAAGAGAUGAUUUCCAAAGCAGAUAGUGACCCAACAUUCAUCGAAUGCAUCAUAACUGGUGAUGAGGUGUGGAUAAUCUGUGUGGAUCUAUGAAUAUGACGUCGAAACCGCACAACAAUCGACCGAAGGCUUCGAAGGCGAGCUGUUGUUCUAAAUUUUCAUCCAUUAUAAAAAUCGCCACACGAAAAUUUUUCAACUUCUUUGUAUAGACGCCAAACAAAAACUAAUCGUACGAUAUGCGUCAAAAUUUGACAGAAUGUGUAUAAAAGUGUUGCCAACGUUGAGAGAAUAAAAGUUUACCGAUUGGACAAGCGCGGGAAUUUUAAAAUGAAAAUUCCGGUUCUUUUUUGAUCAUAAGGUAUAUAAUUUUUUCAACGAAUAUAAAUUAUGUAUCAAUAACAAACCACUAUGGAUGUCUGUCCACAAAACUAGUAAAUAGUUCAUUGAUUUUGUAAGCAAAUAUGUGAAUCUUUUGUGGCUAAUCAGGUUAAAUGAAAUAAACUGUUAAGAAGAAAUUUGUUUGCUAUAUGUAUUGUUGUUUCUUGAAGUUUUUACGCUCCCAGCAUGAACAGUGAAUAUUCGACUUCCGGUGAAACUCUCAACGGGUGAGCACGUUGUGUCUUGUUAGUUCGGAGAAAGCUCGAGUAUUUCGCAAGAAAGGAUUUUAGUCCGUACAUUGACGACUCGACGUAGCCACACAGCGAGAUUUUCGCUUGUAGUCCAGUGAAAAGAAAGUCCAUUGGACUAUAAACGAAAAUCACUGGCAAUAUAACCUAAGUUGCUGUGCCAUCAAAUCGUUGUCAUCUCAAGUGAGGAGACGCCAAGCAGAAGAAAGUUAGCAACACUGCUUCAAUGCAUUAAUAUUAGGUUGCGCUGCACGAAAUAAUCAAAACUAAAUAUUUUCUGUUAAAAAGCAGUUUUCCGUUUUCAUUACCUUUUGCGUAUUAAAUUGAAGGUUUCUAUUUUGCGGGAUAGCUAAAAAUGGUACGUAAAUCUUUAUUUCGAACAAAUUUCUGCAAGAGAAAAUCCAUAUAGGAAUGUGUGCGUUGCUAAUCAAAUGUGUUAGUAGAAGUAAGCUGAAACUGAUAUAAUUUUCUCGAACAGUUUUUAGGAAAACGGAGGAGUUUUAGACUAUGUUUUUUGCUUUUCUUGAAUUUCAAUUGUAAGCUGAAUGAACUGAUUUGUUUAUUUUUCAACCAUAUGGAAGAUUUAUUGACUAAAAUCAGGAAAGAAGCGCAGGAAUUUUUUUUACGACCGCAUUUUUGACAUUACUCAUACGCUUGCAAAGUGGCUUGCCCCUGAAGUGAGAAGAGUCAAUUUGAACACAAAGUUCGGUUAGGUGAACUGUAAGAAAACGUGAAUCAUUUGGAUUGUUCAAUAAGAUUCGAGAUAUGGAAACACAUAUUUCAAAACACACAUAAAAAAACAUUGUAAAUGUAACUAAAUUUGAGUUUCACGCAACGAUUUGUUUUAUUGAAAUAGUGACAAAACGAACUUUGGCUUAAUUUGGCAAAUAUUGUUGCU
This is a messenger RNA of Malaya genurostris, 4883 nucleotides long. RefSeq names its product sodium- and chloride-dependent glycine transporter 2-like. The record is from RefSeq and is a predicted model, not a curated record. Bases 119 to 1996 code for a protein of 625 amino acids. Gene Ontology annotation, cellular component: membrane. The transcript is spliced from 7 exons. Lineage: Eukaryota; Metazoa; Arthropoda; Insecta; Diptera; Culicidae. Gene Ontology annotation, biological process: sodium ion transmembrane transport.